GCGCCUGUGCCAAUAUUACUACGUUGGAUUUAUAAGACAUCAUGUUCUAGUCCUUUUGAUCGUCGUCGUCGUCCACAGUACUGUCGCUCUUUUCUCCCGUCACUCUCAUGCGGCGGCUUGCUUCUGUCUUCAUUUCACGGAGUGACAGACCAGAUGCACCUUCGACUGUCUCGAACGAAGGCUCGCAGCCCCGACAACCUAAGGGGCCCAGUGUACUCGCCUCCCUAGCGAGAAGAGCGACUCAAACCUCCAUACCAUCGCUUCUCCCUAGCAGUCUCACCAAUUCAUCUUCAUCCUCGUCCAGUGGGUCCACUGCCCUCCAAACGCCCAUCGAUGAAAGCUUGCCACGUAAGUCGAGCAAGAAAGGCAGCUGGACAUCCUGGAUAGCAUCUAAGAAGCAGGCUCGCAGAGAGGCAUGGUCUUCAUGUGCCCCACCAUUUGCAGCCCUCUCUCCACCCAAUGUCGAUCUCGGUAAUGAGACUCUGGAUGCCCGCUCUUCCCCGUCUGACGAUGGCUCUGAUCACUCGGAGAGCCAGUCGUCACAAAUGGUGGUGCGAACGCGAGCAAACACCCGUAUCAUCCUUUGGAACAGUCUCGUUCACCGUUUGGACUCACCGCCGCUACUUGACUUACCUGAAUCCGCCGCAUUCCCUCGUUCAUGCAAUCCCUGUCGGAGUCUUCGUCGUAAGGAGACCUUGGAAUCCAAGGUGCACAAAAAUGCACUAUUGUCGCGCCUGGACAAAUUAUCUCCAUCAGAAUUGUCUUCGAUAAUGGCGUGGUCUACCAGUGUCGUGGUAACCAAAAAGCCUUCUCGUGAUCCUUUACAUGAUUUCUUCCCUGAGGCUAGGGCAAUAGCACGACAUUCCGAAGGUCUUCGCACUUGGGUCUCUCGGCCUUACUACGAGGAAAGAGUUUAUGUUUGGACCCAAGAAGAAAAAGGCGAAAUCACUUGUUCUCGUGUUACAGGGCCGCAGCUUGGCGUUGCGGCUUUGGAGUAUUCCGAGGUACUGGACAUCCUUUCCGGGCCAUUAUCGGAACCCCCAGAUGAGCCAUCAGACGGUGCCAUCUUCAAUACCACCGCUGAAUUGCUGUCGCUCCCUUGUAUCCCUGGCCUCGACUCUCCCGCCGUACAAACUUCGCCUCUAAAGCCUUCAUCACGUUCCGUGGAAUUGUUCCCUCCCUCCACCAUGACUUCCACAUCACCGUCGGCUUUGCUAAUAUCGAAGACGAUAAAGUCUGAAACAAAAACAAACCCUAGCGGCCUAGUUCCUAAAAAGGGGGUCCGAUUUGCAGAGGAUGACAGCAAGGAUGACAAAAUUCCGCUGGGAUACAUGCUUCGUGUUAGGAAGAACAAAGAACAGAAAGCAAAGUUUCUUCGUCACGAACGCGAACGCAGGGCGAUAGUUGAAGCCGAAGUAGCCUCGCAAGAAGAGGAACGAGCCCGGAGAGAAAUCGGAAAGUUGGAAAUGGACAAAUUGCGCCGGGCGAGGGAACAAGAAAGGAAACAGUUGGAGGCACAGGAGAGACAGCGAAAUUAUUUGGAGGAAGUCCAAGCUACCAGAAUCAGGCGUGAGGCUGCUCGUGCCGGACAAGCACGGAUCCCGCCUACGGCUUCCUACACCCGACCCCUCGAACGCGACUGGUCGGAGUCUCGGAACCCUGCGCGUCCUCCAAUGCGCAGAGACGGCUCUUCUCGUGGCUCGGAACCCGUACCGGUGAUGAAUUUACCUUCCUAUGACGCUUCUCCGGCGAGUUCAUUGCCACCCACUCCCGGGAGCCAGCGCAGUUUCUCUCGGCCUCCCUCCGUUUAUUCCGCUCACACGGCAUCAUCAGAAGAUGUGCGAAACCGGGAAGCCAGACGUAUCAGCAGACGAAGUUCAACUGUAUCCGACUCUUCAAAGCACGCGGCAUUUCAGGUGCCAUAUAAUUACGGAGCUUCGCUCAUGGCCUUUAAUCCCUCUUGGGGAAUGAUCCCUCCUGUCCCCCCUGUAUCUGCAAUCCCUCCUGUGCCCGCUAUUCCACCUUUCAAUACUACACCGUUCUACGGGAUGGAGAUGCCUUUACUACCCCCAACUGCUCCGUUCAUGGUGGACCAGUAUCGUUCUCGCUCUCCUGGGUCACGCAGCUCGUCAUCAACCCGUGACCCGCCACGGCACCAGCUUAGUCAGACUGUGCACUCUGAUGGGGCGUCGUCCAGUAGAUUCUCGAUUCACGGAACUAAGUCGAAUUCUCCCCACAGGCGCUCUACUGAUGGACUCUCACCGGUUACCGCCAGUGGGAAGUCACCAUUGGAAUGCAGCACUUACAGCCAAUACGAUCUUCGCAGUUCCCCAUCGUAUCCCAACUCUUCUCGAGCUGACUUGCGCCACCAACCUGGUACUUACCCGGAGCCUCGGGCGAGUUCUCCAAGGCAUGCAUCAAUAUCUCCAUCUCACGCUUCCCAAUCGCAACGACGGAUCGUCAUUUCAUAACUACUCUCAUGUAACCUUACAUGACAUUGCAUUCACGCUCUUUUUAAUAUUGUUACACUGGAUACCCCCACUCCCUCUUGCAUUGGAUCUAUCCAUUCAAGUAUUCGUUUCGUUUCUCGGGCAUUAUGCUUCUGAUAUAUGGAGAUUCUUACCUUACUCACACGUACCUUCAUUCGGACUUCGAGGAACAAUGUGCGAACUAGCGUUUCUUCCUGUUACAACAGCAUGGAUUGUGUGUGGAGCUUGAUAAAUAGACGUCCGGCACUCUCUGCUA
Messenger RNA from Pisolithus orientalis, 2745 nucleotides. RefSeq lists its product as uncharacterized. Bases 108 to 2471 code for a protein of 787 amino acids. The record is from RefSeq and is a predicted model, not a curated record. NCBI's taxonomy places the organism in Eukaryota, Fungi, Basidiomycota, Agaricomycetes, Boletales, Pisolithaceae. The transcript is spliced from 2 exons.